This is a messenger RNA of Akanthomyces muscarius, 2010 nucleotides long. RefSeq lists its product as uncharacterized. Bases 1 to 2010 code for a protein of 669 amino acids. The transcript has 3 exons. Lineage: Eukaryota; Fungi; Ascomycota; Sordariomycetes; Hypocreales; Cordycipitaceae. The record is from RefSeq and is a predicted model, not a curated record. Gene Ontology annotation, molecular function: transmembrane transporter activity. Gene Ontology annotation, biological process: transmembrane transport.
AUGGGUCGCUCAAAAAGAAGCCUCACCAACCCUCUGCCCAGGGAGGCGUCCGCCGGGUCGUCCGCGGGGCUCUCCCAUCAGCGCUCCGUGUCGACCGUCACCGAGCGCCCGCCGCAGCUGCCCGAGAUUGACCUGGAGCCGCUCGACUUUGCCGUGCUGCGGGAGAAGCGCGCCUCGGUCGCCACCAACCCGGACACCAACAACUACGGCCUCGAUAUGUUUGACGUGCGCCUGUCGUACAAUGCCGCCCGCCGCAGCCUGAUCCGCGACAAGGACGACAUGCCCGACUUCUCCGGCCUCGGCGAGGACGACGGCAUCCCUGCCGUGCCCGACCUGCCGGCGGACCUGCGCACGCUGCACUCGUCCAAGAUGAAGGAGGUCCUCGGCAUGGACCCCGGCGAGGAGACCGAGGUAGAGCGCGACGGCUCCUACACGCCCGACUCGGGGGACCUGAAGCAGCAGGCCGACGAGGCGGAGCCCGAGUACAUUCACGGCUGGAAGCUGUGGGCCGUCAUGACGGCGAUUACGCUGGCGUGCUUCCUGUACUUGCUGGAUGUGUCUAUUUUGGUUACCGCUAUUCCCAAGAUUACGAGUGACUUCCACUCGUUGACGGAUAUCGGUUGGUAUGGUGCCACUUACAACUUGGCAAGUGCCGCCCUACAGCCUCUCUCUGGAAAGUUCUACACCUACUUCCACGCCAAAUGGACCUUUCUCGCCUUCUUCCUCGUCUUCGAACUCGGCAACCUGCUCUGCGGCAUCGCCACGUCCUCGACCAUGAUCAUCAUCGGGCGCACCGUCGCCGGCGCCGGCGCGUCGGGCCUGACCAACGGCAGCUUCGCCAUCGUGACGGCCUGCGCGCCGAUGGAGAAGCGCCCGCAGCUGAUGGGCAUCCUCAUCGGCGUGUGCCAGAUGGGCCUCGUGGCCGGCCCGCUCAUCGGCGGCGCGCUGACCGAGUUCACCUCGUGGCGCUGGUGCUUCUACAUCAACCUGCCCGUCGGCGCCAUCACCAUCGUCGCCUUCCUCGUCACCAACAUCCCCGACAAGCGCAAGUACGUGCAGAGCCCCGGCAAGCUGACGCUCAAGAAGAUGGACAUGCUCGGCUUCCUGCUCUUCGCGCCCGCGGCCGUCAUGAUCCUGCUCGCGCUCGAGUUUGGCGGCAACCGGUACGCCUGGAGCUCGCCCACCAUCAUCGGCCUCUUUGUCGGCGGCGCCGUCGAGGUGGUGCUCUUCCUCUUGUGGGAGCGCCGCGCCGGCAUGACGGCCAUGAUCCCGCUGCCCAUCAUCGGCAAGCGCCAGGUGUGGACGGCCUGCGUGGCCAGCAUGUUCAUGUUCUCCACCAUGCUCGGCGCCGGAUACUACCUGCCCGUCUACUUCCAGACGGUGCGCGGCAUGUCGCCCCUCCACAGCGGCAUAUCCAUGUUGCCCGCCAUCGUGACGCAGCUGGUCGUCACCGUCGUGUGCGGCGGCAUGGUGCAGCGCGUCGGCUACUACCUGCCGUUCAUGGUCGCGAGCGCCAUCAUCAUCGCCAUCGCCAACGGUCUCCUCUCGACCUGGACGCCUCACACCCACACGCUCACGUGGGCCGGCUUCCAAGUUCUCCUCGGUAUCGGCCGUGGCAUGGCUUUCCAGAUGCCCGUCAUUGCCAUCCAGGCGCAUACCCCGCCCGCGCUGGCCUCCGUUGCCACCGCGACCAUGGUUCUGUUCCAGACUUUCUUUGGCUCCGUCUUCUUGGCCAUUGUCAACACGCUCUUCAACACCAAGUUGAAGCAAGAACUGGACAGCCGCCUGCCUGAAAUCGGCGCCGACAAGAUCAUUAAUGCCGGUGCUGCCGAUAUCGGUAGCGUUGUGCCUGCCGACAAGAUUGCCCAGGUUCUUGAGUCUUACUCUCUUGGCGUCAACGAGGUGUUUUAUGCCAUUGCAGCCAUUUGUGUGUGCAUGUUCAUCUUUUCGUGGGGUACCGGCUGGACCGACAUUCGCAAGAAGCCGGACCAAAAGAAAGGCGACGUCUGA